Molecule: messenger RNA, 2280 nt
Organism: Agrilus planipennis (emerald ash borer)
Lineage: Eukaryota; Metazoa; Arthropoda; Insecta; Coleoptera; Buprestidae
Gene: mei-W68
Biological process (GO): meiotic DNA double-strand break formation; meiotic DNA double-strand break processing; reciprocal meiotic recombination
Cellular component (GO): nuclear chromosome
Molecular function (GO): DNA binding; DNA topoisomerase type II (double strand cut, ATP-hydrolyzing) activity; ATP binding
Source: RefSeq, a predicted model, not a curated record
AGAAAAGUCAAAAUUGUUUGAAUUUUUUUAAAAAAAGCUAGUAUAUUAUUCUAAUCAUAAUUCUAACAUAAAAAUUUAUGCUCCAAAUACUGUUUAACAAAAGUGUGCUGCUAUUAAUAUACACAGAUAUUGAAUUAAAUAGGAGAAUGAAUAGAAAAAGUAAAUUAACUGAACUCUUAACCUCUUCAGCUAUUGACCAAAAUACUGAAUUACUUGAAUAUAUACCCCAUCAAAACAGAAAUACAGGUAGUGAGAGAUUAAAUAUAGCUAGUAAUCCAAAGUUACAAACAGAAAAAAGAAACUAUGAAGAUAUUUUAGAAACUGCUGUUAAAGAUUUUAGUGAAGCUCCAAAGUACGAAAGCACUAGCAAUUCCCAAACAUUACUAGAUAACUACUUUAGUAACUAUCAAAAAAUAUCUUAUGAAACUAUCAACUCUAAGCCAUUAGAAGGUGUACAAUGUCCUUAUGAGAGACUACCUUCUGAGAGUGAUUUUAAAGUGACAGAAUUCUCUCUUGCAAAUACAGAAUAUUCAGUUAGAAAUUUAUUAAAACAAGCCAGCUUUGAAGUAGAAAUACUAAGUAAUAGUCCUGUAAGUGCAGGAUGUAACUGCUCUUUGUUUGAGGAGUGUGGUAAAUGUAAUUCAUUCAAAUCUCAAGUUACCCCAUCACCUGAAAACAUUUCAGAAUUUGAUUUUCAAGAAAAGAAAAAAGUAGAAGAAAUUCUUGUUAUGAAUAGUAAUAUUUUGAAUAAAGUACCUUUAGAUUACCCAAACAGUAAUAGUAAGAUAGACAAAACUGCCAAACAACAAACUUCGUCUUUAAAAAGAUACUUUAGUGUAACUAAAUCCCCAAAUAUUAAACCUCAGUCUUUAAAUGUUUCUAUGCAUAAUGAUAUUAAAAGAAACAAAUGUUUAAAUACAGAGAAGUCAAAAAGUAGAAAUCAUAUUCCUGAGAAAAGCUCCUUUACUUUUAACCACUUCAGUACUUCUCCUAAAAACAAUACUGAAAUAAUUCAAUCUAAGAACAUAGAUUGUUUAUUUAUUAAUGAAGAAGAUAAAGUGAUUUAUAAACCAACUCUCAUGAAUAAUAGUGUAAAUUCAAUAAGAAAAUCAACUAUGACAUCUUCACAUUUUGAAGAUCAAUAUUCUGAUAACAUUGCAUUUCCAUGGUAUUCAAAUAUUGAAAAUUCUAUUUGUGAGGAUGAACCUUUCGCUAAAUUAAGUCCAGAUAAUAUUUUAUCUCAAGAUAAUAGAUCAUUUUCUUUUGAUCAACAAUAUAGCACUAUUUUAAAAACAAUCCCCUUGACCGAAAAAGAUCAAAUAUUUCAAGAAGGGUUAAAAAAGAUUAGUGAAAAUGAAUGUCUAAUCUAUAAUCCCUUAUACGAUAAUAUUCCUCGACAUACAAAUAAAAACUUUAUUUUAAAUCAAAUUGAGAAAUUAUUUUCAGAAAUAUUAUCUGACUUAGUUAAGAAGGAAUGUGGACCUUCCUUUAAAAUUCGCUCUUUUAAAUGGAGCAAUUGCAAAUUUACUGAUGAUAGACUAAAGUUAAAUAAACGAGAAGAUUCGAGAUAUAUAUUUGUUAGAUAUCAAAGUUUAAGCAGUCAAGUUAAGUUUAACAUCAUAGUUUACAUUCUUGGAAAAUGUUAUUCUCUUGUUCAAACUAAUUGUUUUUGCACGAAAAGGGAAAUUUAUUAUCAAAUUGUAAACUAUGUUAAUUGUCAAGAAAGAAUUAACGAUGCUAUAAAUUCAGUAAGUUGUCUCCUUGAUGUACCCCCUUGGGAAUUGGGAGUUUUAGCAUCAAACAAAGGACUCGUCUUUGGUAAUUUAGAAAUAACAUUAGCUUCGGGGGACACAAUAAAUUUUUCUAGCCAAGGCGGUAGUUCACGUUUAUUUUCCUCAUUAACUAUAUUUUUAAAAGCAUCAUUCACUAUUUUAGGUACACUUAUUCCCCAAUAUCCCACCGAAAUUUCAAAAAUUAAAACAAGUGCUUCCUUUAUCCUGGUGAUUGAAAAAGACUCAAUUUAUCAAAAACUUUUGGAUGAAAAUUGUUUUAAUAAAUUUUCGAGUUCAUUCAUCCUGAUCACAGGAAAGGGGUUUCCGGACACAAAUACACGACUUUUCUUAAAAAUAUUGUGGAUGAAAUCUUUAAAACCAGCCUUUAUUUUGACUGACGCUGAUCCAGACGGUAUUGACAUAAUGCUCACUUAUAGAUUUGGAUCUCUGGUAAACAUAAAAUAAUCAAAUUAAAAGCAAAAAUAUUUUGAUAUAAUCAAUUUUUAAA